Seminavis robusta is the source of this 1176-nucleotide messenger RNA. The record is from the annotation of a GenBank genome assembly. Lineage: Eukaryota; Bacillariophyta; Bacillariophyceae; Naviculales; Naviculaceae.
AUGCAUGCCGACGACAUUGAUGACGGAUUCAAAACUGAUAGUGAAGACGAUGCUGCAUCACAGCUAUCCCUGAAGCUUGACACCGAUUACUGGGAUGAGUCCAUUCCAUUUGAUCCCAACGCAUUCGGAUCCCCGACCUUGGCUCAGUUCGACCUGAUGUCGCCCCAGUACCAAGUACAAGUCCCUGUUCCCAUGAAGCAGCGACUCUCGGCACAACUCGACACCGCCGCGGAUGCGACUACCAUCCUCAGUGAUCCCGACGCAUAUCCCUCCGGUAAUGAACAGCACUUCUCAACUGAUGAUGAACGUUCCUUGGAGCCCACGAUACCUUCAAACCUGAAGUCUCCACCUUCUGUACAGCCGUCUGCCGACAAUGACGACGGACCCGACAUCGAGGAAUUUCUCAGCGACCACGAAUACGACAACGAAUACAUCGCGAGCGAUGUCCCCGCUCUGACAUCCCGCGCGUCUCGCCUCUAUUCUGCCACGGACGAUGAAGACGAUGCCUUUGAUGCUGCGAUUCGCAGCAACCGUACUAUCCUCCAAGAAGCACUGGCUGAACAGGCAGCAUUGAACCUCCACGCGAAACCUGUCAAUACUACUGAUUCAGUUCAUGACAUUUCUCCAGACAAGCCUGCUGUGAAAUCUCCGCUCGAAGUCCAGAAAUUGACGAUUGCCUCGGUCAACUCUUUUGAGACCACGGUGGUUGCCUCGGUCAACUCUUUUGAGACCACGGCUGACAUAUCUCCUGUCGAGCUAUCCAGUUCUCCUCCCGCGACUCCCAAGAUUGCGAAUAUGCAACCGGAUGCCGCUGAUGACGACUUCAUCCUCGACUACAUGAUCCCCACCACUAGUACCACGCCUUCACUUGUUACUCGUGCCAUGCCCGGAUCAUCCAUGACACAACGCAAACCUUGCCACCGUCCCAAUCUCCAUGUCGAGUCCGACAUCGUUGCCGACGCUUCUGGCGAGAUUGCCCAACAGUGGAACAAAGUCGCUUCCACCAAGAAAGGGAAAAAGAAGUCGAAGAAGAAGAAAGCUACCUGCCCUUCUACCAGUAACAUCUGUGCCGAACUGUUCUUUCCCACCAAUAAGGAAUCUGACUCUUCAUCCUCUUCUCCCACAUCCUCUGAGGGUUCCAACUCCAAACCCUCUCCUACGCAGGAUUUUGCAUAG